AUGCGCCUCGGAUCGGCCGGCCUCACGGCCCUGCUCUGGAGCGCCAUCGCUACCCUCACAACAGCCAACCCCAUCGCCAACAAUGAUAGCAGGCCCAUGCCCGUCCUCCGUCCGCGGCAGGGGGGCACCGGCGUCACACCAACCCCGACCCCGACCCCAACCCCGACCCCGACAGGAGACUCGACGACGCCGACGACAGCGACCACGGCAUCCGAGGAGGAGGCCACCACCACCAUCACGAUAACCACGACUGUUGGCGGUGGGGGCGGGGACCGCACGACGACCGCGACCACCGUCGUCCUCCGCACCAUCACCACCACCAUCCUCGUCACGUCGACAAGCUUCCAGACCACCACCGUGACCAGCAGCGACGUCGCGACCGCCACGGUCACCAACUACGUCACCUCGACCGUCCUUGCCAAGCGAAGCCUCGAGGUCCUCCCCCUUGACGCCCCCGUCCCGCCGGCCCAGAUCACGCCAGCCGCCGAUGACUACCGCAGGCGCGCCUUCGUCGAGAAGCGUGCCCUUGUUACCGUCGUCGUCACCGUCACCGGCCCGGCCGCGGGAGUCUCUACCGUCCUCAACACCCGCACCAGCACCGUCGUCUUCACCACCACCUCCAACACCGUCUUUACCUCCGUCCUCACCUCGACCCAAUUCAACAACGCCCAGACGACCAUCACCGUCGAGUCUACCCUGACGGUCACCUCCACCUCCAUCGACACCGCCGCGCCCACCACCGUCGACACCGGUCCCACUACCGGCAUCAUUAGCACGCCCACGGAGUCCAGCGGCGCGCAGAGCACGAGCGGUUCCGAUGAUUCCGGCGGCCUGUCCACCGGCGCACAGGCAGGUAUCGGUGUGGCCGUCGGCAUCGUUGGCCUCGCUGCCCUCCUCGCCAUCGGCUGGUGGGCCUACAAGCGCCACAAGGCGAACCGCCCCAGCCGUUCCGACCUCGACGACAUGCGCGCCUACGACCCCAACGGGCCCUCGCCUCUGCACGAGCCGACGGGCAUGUCUGAGGCGGGCGCCGGAUUCCGCGGCGCCGGAGCGGGCGCCAUGAGACGGCAGCCGGUGCCGAAGCACCAACUUUCGCCGCCAUCGCAGAGCGUCAGCCCGCUCUCGAACCAGACGGUGUCGCCCGCCGGCGCGGGGUACAGCAGGCCCCCGACGGGCGGCGCGCAGGAGUUUGGCGGAACGAGGGUCAUGCCUGCCGAGAUGGGCGGCGACGAGGUCGUAGAGAUAGGCGACUCGGAGCCGAGGGCGCAGCAGCCGUUGCAACAUACGCCGGCGGCGGGGCGGCCAUAUAACUCGGGCCCGGUCCCAGACAUGUAUGAGAUGCCCACUGAGAGGUAUCGGUAA
Colletotrichum graminicola M1.001 is the source of this 1362-nucleotide messenger RNA. RefSeq lists its product as uncharacterized. Lineage: Eukaryota; Fungi; Ascomycota; Sordariomycetes; Glomerellales; Glomerellaceae. The coding region runs from base 1 to 1362 and encodes 453 amino acids. The transcript has a single exon. The record is from RefSeq and is a predicted model, not a curated record.